Cercocebus atys (sooty mangabey) is the source of this 1659-nucleotide messenger RNA. RefSeq names its product intercellular adhesion molecule 5-like. Lineage: Eukaryota; Metazoa; Chordata; Mammalia; Primates; Cercopithecidae. Gene Ontology annotation, molecular function: integrin binding. Gene Ontology annotation, cellular component: membrane. Gene Ontology annotation, biological process: cell-cell adhesion. Bases 1 to 1659 code for a protein of 552 amino acids. The record is from RefSeq and is a predicted model, not a curated record. The transcript has 7 exons.
AUGAAAAUGCUUCUGUUUGGUGUCUGGGCCCUGCUGGCCUUGAUCCUUUGCCCAGGGGUCGCAGAAGAGUCGUUUGAGGUUUCUGUUUGGCCAAAUCAGGCCCUGGUGGAGUUUGGACAGUCCCUAGUGGUCAACUGCAGCACUACUUGCCCAGACCCAGGACCCAGUGGAAUUGAGACCUUCUUAAAGAAAACUCAGGUGGGCAAAGGGCCUCAGUGGAAAGAGUUUCUUCUGGAAGAUGUAACAGAGAAUUCCAUCCUGCAGUGCUUCUUCUCUUGUGCAGGGAUUCAAAAGGACACAAGCCUUGGCAUCACUGUGUAUCAGCCACCAGAGCAAGUGAUCCUGGAGCUGCAGCCUGCCUGGGUGGCCAUGGAUGAAGCCUUCACAGUGAAGUGUCAUGUGCCCAGUGUAGCACCCUUGGAGAGCCUCACCCUUGCCCUUCUCCAGGGUAACCAAGAACUGCAUAGAAAGAACUUUAUGAGCUUGGCUGUGGCCUCCCAAAGAGCUGAGGUCAUCAUCAGUGUCAGAGCCCAAAGGGAGAAUGACAGGUGCAAUUUUUCCUGCCGUGCAGAAUUGGAUUUGAGUUUGCAAGGUGGGAGCCUCUUUCAAGGCAGCUCACCCAUCAAAAUACUCCGGAUCUUUGAAUUCUCUCAGACUCCCCAUAUCUGGGUCUCUUCCCUUUUGGAGGUUGGGAUGGCAGAGACUGUGAGCUGCGAGGUGGCUAGGGUGUUUCCAGCCAAAGAAGUUAUAUUCCACAUGUUCCUGGAAGACCAAGAGCUGAGCUCCUUCCUUUCCUGGGAGGGGGACACAGCAUGGGCCAAUGCUACCUUUCGGGCCAUGGAGGCUGGUGAUCAGGAACUGUCUUGCCUUGCAUCUCUGGGUCCAGUGGAACAGAAAACAAGAAAGCUAGUGCAUAGCUACAGCUUCCCUCCACCAAUCCUGGAGCUGAAAGAAUCAUACCCAUUGGCAGGGACCGACAUUAAUGUGACCUGCUCAGGGCAUGUAUUAACAUCACCCAGCCCUACUCUUCGGCUUCAGGGAGCCCCAGACCUCCCUGCCCCUGGGGAGCCUGCCUGGCUUCUACUUACUGCCAGAGAGGAAGAUGAUGGCCGAAAUUUCUCCUGCGAGGCCUCUUUGGAGGUGCAGGGUCAGUGGUUGAUGAAAACCACUGUGAUCCAGCUCCAUGUCCUAUACAAGCCACGGCUAGAGGAAUCCAGUUGCCCUGGCAAACAGACCUGGCUGGAAGGGAUGGAACACACGCUUGCCUGCGUCCCAAAGGGAAACCCAGCUCCAGCCUUGGUGUGUACCUGGAAUGGGGUGGUCUUUGACCUUGAAGUGCCACAGAAUGCAACCCAGAACCACACCGGAGCCUACUUCUGCACAGCCACUAACCAGCUGGGCUCUGUCAGCAAAGACAUUGCUGUCAUUGUUCAAGGACUAGAUGAAGGAAUCAGCUCUGCCCUCGUUGUCAUUAUUACCGUUGCCCUUGGAGUGGGUGUCAUCACCAUAGCACUGUAUUUGAGCUAUCGGCCCUGCAAAGUGGACAGGAGGAAAUUGCUCUAUAGGCAGACAGAGGAGGACAAAGAGGAGGAAAGCCAGUUUGCUGUUGAGGAAGAGAAAAGUACAACUCAUAUAAUUGACAGCUAUUUGAUUGAAUGA